This is a messenger RNA of Musa acuminata AAA Group (dessert banana), 1057 nucleotides long. Its product is annotated as deSI-like protein At4g17486. Gene Ontology annotation, molecular function: deubiquitinase activity. The record is from RefSeq and is a predicted model, not a curated record. Gene Ontology annotation, biological process: protein deubiquitination. The transcript is spliced from 4 exons. NCBI's taxonomy places the organism in Eukaryota, Viridiplantae, Streptophyta, Magnoliopsida, Zingiberales, Musaceae. Bases 314 to 1054 code for a protein of 246 amino acids.
UAGGCUGUCUCCUGGUUGUUUCUACUGUGCCUGUAACAGGGCAGGCAGAGGAGGCCAAGCCUCGCUCUCCCGUCUUCCUGAUGAUAUAAACCACAUCUGUUCGGGGAUCUCUCCGAAGCCGAAGCAAAACAACGGGAGCACAUCUCUAAAAUCUUUCGAGGCCUCUCCGGUCUCCCCCACCUGUUCCUCGUCUUCCCCCUUGAUUGGUGCCGCGGUCGGCCGGUGGUGAUCCCUCGGGAUCUCAAAAUGACGCCUUUCCUAGUGCAUUGUGGCGGUCGAUGACCUGAUUCGGGGGUUUGCUUGAGGAGGGAAGAUGAAGUCGUGCUCAAAGAAGGGUUGGAAAUCCCUCAUGCCUCUUCGGCUAAGUAGGUCUUCCACCCAUUUUUGCAUGUUCCCAAAGGUUCGAUCGGCAAGCCAAACAUCAGGAAAUGCACCGGUUUACCUGAAUGUAUAUGACUUGACACCAAUAAAUGGCUAUAUGUACUGGGCAGGCCUUGGGAUAUAUCACACAGGUGUUGAAGUUCAUGGGGUGGAAUAUGCAUUUGGAGCACAUGACUAUCCAUCAAGUGGAGUCUUUGAGGUUGAGCCUCGUCAAUGUCCAGGCUUCAGGUUUAGGAAAUCAAUAUUCAUGGGUACAACGUGCUUAGACCCAUUGCAGCUAAGAGAAUUUAUGGAACUUCAGUCUGUGAAUUACAAUGGAGACACCUACCACUUGAUCAUGAAGAACUGCAACCACUUCUGCAAAGAUAUCUGUUAUAAGUUAACUGGCAAUUCAAUUCCAAAAUGGGUGAACCGACUUGCUAGGAUAGGCUCCCUUUGCAACUGCCUACUGCCCGAGGCACUUAAAAUAACUGCUGUUCAACAUGGCCCAGACUCUCCAUCUGAGGAUGGCGAGAAAAGGAGGCUGAGAAGUGCUUUCGGCUGUCUAUCUUCGAUUUCUAUGCGACAGAGACAGUUCUCUGCUUCUUCUCUUCUCUUGACAUCUCCUUUUAGAGGGUCCCUUUCGCAUUGGGAUUUCAGAAGGUCUGGUGCUAUUCCAUUGAAGGAUACCUGAAAA